AGUAUUUGGAAAUGUCAAAUAGAUUGUAUUGAAGAGUGCCAUAAUUAAAUAAUUUAAACGAUUCAAUCAAGUUUUAACAUCUUAACAAACAACCAUGGUAAGUGGAAAUAAUGUUUUUGGAUCAAGCACCAGCCAAUCAGAUGAAACUGAACGUAUCAAGUGUUGGAUUUGCCCGGCAAAGUUCUUCGACAGUGAGCAACGUUACCAGGAUCAUACAGAGAAAAUCCACCAAGGAUUUCGCUUCCGCUGUGAAGAGUGCACCGACGAAGUACUCUUCGUCGAUAUCGCCGAUGCUCGGAAUCACGUGGACGAUAAACACGACAUCAACCUCCAAAAAUGCCCCAUGUGCGAGUGCUCUUUCAACGAAUUCAACUUGAGAGAACAUCUCACCGAAGUUCACGGUGAAACCCGUCGCUAUAAGUGCAGUCUGUGCGAUGAUGGCAAACGGUUUGAUGAUCGCGAUUCCUACGAGCGUCACAUUCAUGACCAACACCAAGGCUUCCGCGUCAAAUGUCCGAUCUGCCAUCGUAUGUUAAAAAGCAAACUGAAACCGCACAUCGAGUACAUUCACUCGGAGGGGAUGCCCAAAUGUUACAUCUGCAGCAAGGAGUACAGCAACAAAUACAAACUGAUGCGGCACAUGAAGUGCCACACGGAUCCGAUAGAGCCGGGCGCGACGGUUCGGUGCGAACGGUGCGAUGAAACGUUCGAGAGUGUCGCCAAGCUGAAUUACCACAAGGCGAAGCAUCAAACGAAAAUCUUCCAGUGCGACAAGUGCUCGAAGAUGUUCUACCGCAAUGCAGCUCUGGUGCAGCACCAGAAGGUUCACGAGGAACGGCGUGGCGAGUUGUGUUGCGAGAUAUGCAGUAGAACUUUCAGCACAGGUUCCGCUUAUCGGAAGCACAUGGAGAUUCACGAGAAUUUCAAAGAAUCGGGUGAGCAGCAACCUGAAAGUGAACAUCAGUACGAAAAUUCUGGGGUUAUUUCAGAAGAUAACGACGAGCUACAGACUCCCGUUGAUUCACAUUUAAGUGAGCAUAAAUAGUUCUGCCAGAUUUGCAACCAAGGAUUCGAAACUCGGGGAGAUCUCUCCACUCAUAUGAGGACGAAAAAUAUUCAUGAUCAUCUGCUUCAUAGCGAGAAUCAGCAGGAGUAAAACUAAAGUUCUUUCAAUAGAAUUUGUGGCGAAAUUUACUGAGGAACAUGUGAUGUAUCACUUACCAAAGCAUUUGAAAGUUUUC
Ochlerotatus camptorhynchus is the source of this 1241-nucleotide messenger RNA. Its product is annotated as zinc finger protein 284-like. Gene Ontology annotation, molecular function: RNA polymerase II cis-regulatory region sequence-specific DNA binding; DNA-binding transcription factor activity, RNA polymerase II-specific. Gene Ontology annotation, biological process: regulation of transcription by RNA polymerase II. The record is from RefSeq and is a predicted model, not a curated record. Lineage: Eukaryota; Metazoa; Arthropoda; Insecta; Diptera; Culicidae. The transcript is spliced from 3 exons. Bases 95 to 1045 code for a protein of 316 amino acids.